Messenger RNA from Solanum dulcamara, 1264 nucleotides. Its product is annotated as caltractin-like. NCBI's taxonomy places the organism in Eukaryota, Viridiplantae, Streptophyta, Magnoliopsida, Solanales, Solanaceae. The coding region runs from base 411 to 938 and encodes 175 amino acids. The record is from RefSeq and is a predicted model, not a curated record. The transcript is spliced from 7 exons. Gene Ontology annotation, cellular component: centrosome; centriole. Gene Ontology annotation, molecular function: calcium ion binding. Gene Ontology annotation, biological process: mitotic cell cycle; centriole replication.
UGAUUUUUCUCUCCACUCCAGUUAGCGACCGCCGCCCAUCUCCUCUCCUCUCUCCGUCACCCGCCAAGCUCCGGCGAGACAACCAACCCCACCAGCGCCUCACCACCCUGAUCUUUCCCUUUUCAGCGCCACCUCCCAUCUCCUUCGCCUCCCCGCCAGCGAGAAACCGCCGUACCUUCAUCUCCUCCCGGGCAAGGACAAAUCGCCACCACCUCUAUCCUGUCAUCUUCCAUCUGUCUCCCCCAGACAAGUGAGACCCAAUCUUCAUUGAUCCAUUUCAUAUACCAAUACAUACUCAUUUACACACCAACAGUUCAUACUACUUGAUCACUAUCAUAUUUCAUUGUUGUGUUCUCUAAUUUGCUGGUUCGGAUUUGAGUUUCGAGUGUGAGUUCGACCCGGGAUCUUUGAUGAAUAUGACUCGUCACGAGGGAAGCCUUUACAGAGGUGCAUCACGGAGAGAGAAGCCCAGAGGACGUAAUCAGGGGUUAACCCAACAGAAAAGGCAAGAAAUAAGAGAGGCUUUUGAGCUUUUUGAUACAGACAACUCUGGAACCAUUGAUGCCAAAGAGCUCAAUGUUGCUAUGAGGGCUCUGGGUUUUGAAGCAACUGAAGAGGAGAUCAAUCGAAUGAUUGCAGAAGUUGAUAAGGAUGGCAGUGGUGCAAUUGAUUUUGAUGAAUUUGUGCACAUGAUGACUGCCAAGUUUGGAGAAAGGGACACUAAAGAAGAGCUCAUGAAGGCAUUUCACAUUAUUGAUCAAGAUAAAAAUGGUAAAAUCUCUUUUGCAGACAUUCAAAGAAUCACUGAUGAGUUGGGGGAGCGAUUUACUGACAGAGAAAUCCAGGAUAUGAUAGAAGAGGCAGAUCGUGAUCGUGAUGGAGAGGUUAAUGUUGAAGACUUCAUGAGAAUGAUGAGGAGAACGAACUUUGGGCAUUAAGGAGUUUCAUUCUGGCGCCCUAUUGCUACACCAAAUACAUUUGAGGAUGGAUAUUUAUCAACUAUGUAGUGUAUAAUAUGGUCUUACAAUUUCAGGACACAUGAUAAUUUUAUGGAUCAAAAUGGACGAAUUAGAGAACCAGUAACCAGUUAAUUACUGGAAUGUGUAUUAUCUUAGUUUGUGUUAACAAGCAUUCACGGUUUGUAAGCAAGCAACUACAGAGUCUUGGUUGAUAGAACAUUGUAGCUAAUGUUGACAAUGAGCCCAUAUUUUAUAAUUCCACCGAAUCCGUUCAUAUUUUAAUGGAUUGGGACAAACAAUACAAA